Molecule: messenger RNA, 908 nt
Organism: Actinia tenebrosa (Australian red waratah sea anemone)
Lineage: Eukaryota; Metazoa; Cnidaria; Anthozoa; Actiniaria; Actiniidae
Product: histone H2A
Cellular component (GO): nucleosome
Molecular function (GO): protein heterodimerization activity; structural constituent of chromatin; DNA binding
Source: RefSeq, a predicted model, not a curated record
AGGGCAUAUUUCUCUAUAAGCAAAAUAGAAGGUAUAAACUAACGUCUGAAAGAAUAAAAAAAAUGUCUGGAAGAGGCAAAGGUAAAGCAAAGGGAACCAAAUCAAAAACCCGUUCUUCAAGAGCAGGGCUUCAGUUCCCCGUUGGUCGUAUCCAUCGUCUUCUCCGCAAGGGAAACUAUGCUCAACGAGUUGGUGCUGGUGCUCCAGUCUACAUGGCUGCAGUUCUCGAGUAUCUGAGCGCUGAAAUCCUCGAGUUGGCCGGUAAUGCUGCCCGUGACAACAAGAAAAGCAGAAUCAUCCCCCGUCACUUGCAGUUGGCUGUCAGAAACGACGAGGAGUUGAACAAGCUUCUUGGUGGAGUUACCAUCGCUCAAGGUGGUGUUCUUCCCAACAUCCAAGCUGUUCUCUUGCCAAAGAAGACCGAGAAAAAAGGCAAAGGCAGCCAGAGUCAAGAAUUCUAAGUCUUCUCUCUCAAACUAUAUAAACGGCUCUUUUAGGAGCCACCACAUCAAAUAAAGUCAAUACCUAUAUGCUAACAAUUACACUUUUUACCUCCCUAAAAUAUAUAUUUCCAAUAACUUUUUCAUUUCUCUAACGACAAAUUUUCCUAAGUUUUCUAUCUCCCUCAAAAAAGGCAUAUAUAUAAUUUCAAAAGUUUUAUAUCCUUUUCAAUGACCGUCUAGGAUUUUGCCAGAUAAACGAAAUGACAAUAUGUUGACAUUAUCAGAGUCGAGAGAACUUUCCCCUCCAAAAUGUUUAAUUAGGCAGCAAAUAUUUGUAUUACAAGUCCAAACUAAAACUCAUUCAUGAAUUGUGAUCUAGUCUCCCUUGCACUGAUGGCUGCUGUGAGGCAGACUAGGGAUCUAACAAACACAGUUUACUCCAAAUUAAACGAUCUUGUAUUGUGA